GUCCUCGGUUGCUAGGAGACGAUGGCGCUGCAAUGAUGAUGACGGGAUAUAGCGACAAGACUGUAUAGGAUGGACACAGGCGGCGUGCACACGAGCAACUGUUUUCCUGCUAGAAACCUUUUCCGAACAAGUCAUGGAGGGGCUGGACAUUGGCUGGUUUCACAGAAGACCCCGCAGGAGAAUAACUUCCGGACGGUUGUCUGUUCUGCCUCCUCGGAUCAGAAGAGAAGUUUGGAGAUCCGAGACGUUCCACACCGAAGCAGGAGCUGCCCCUCGGACAGGACGGGGCGUACACCCAAAUAUGUAUUGGAUGCAGCAUUUCUGAUGAAAGUUCAUCGCAUAAAGGAUCCCUCCGACCUGUGCUCUGUGGAUGUCAGCGACAAACGCCUGACUGCGGCCAGGCCAGAGGAGUUUGUGCCGUUUAAUAGCGUCGCUUACAUCAACGCAACCGAGAACGCGCUCGCUUUAGAGCAUUUUCGGACAUUUGUACAACUCAGAGAACUCGAGCUGCCUUUAAACAAGAUCCGGUGUAUAAAAAUCGAACCCGGGGAUUUCCCACAUCUUGAGGUGCUGGAUCUAUCAUACAACAGCCUGUCUCCAGGUGACAUUACACAGCUUGGGGUACUCCCACGACUCAGAGUACUCUACCUAUCAGGAAAUGAUCUGACUCAGCUGCCCCCCGACCUGACCGCUCCGCCAUGGAAUGGUGACAACAAUAUGACAAUGUUUCCAUGUCUGGAAAUUCUGAUGUUGGAUAACAAUAGACUAUCACACCCAUCCGUAUUCGUGAGCCUGGCUGGACUUAAAAGUCUACGUCUGCUGAACCUGGACAGUAAUGGGAUCACUGCAGUUCCGUUCCUACAUCAGUCUGAGAGCAGCCUGCAGGGCGGAGAGGCAGAGAAUAUGGACACCACUGUGGGGGGUAGUGACAAGACCCCAGAGAUGAGUGACAGAGAGGAUUCUCUAUAUCAGGGGAUGGAGGAGAAGCUGCACUACAUGGUCCUACCCAGUACCAAGGAUCCAGAUAGGACAGAGGUGAUAUUCCCAUCCAUCCAGAGUGCCAAAUCUUCUAAUACGUUCCCAAAGCCCCCAGAGACCACCAUCAGUUCCUCCAUCCUGCCCAGCUUCCUGCUGUCCUCCACAGAAGAGCUAAUCGAGUCCUUCACCCCUCCACUGCCGAACCUGACAACCCUCAGCCUGGCUGACAACAAGAUAGAACAUGAAGAGGACCUGUUAGCCGUGGCUCUGUUCCCGUCACUGGAGGAGUUAGUGAUCCAUGGGAACCCGAUGACUACCCGCUGGAAAGGAGAUCCGCGCAUGCUGAAGAGCUUCCUCCAAGAACGCCUCGGGGUGAAAAUCACUCGGAAAAAAAUGGCGGCGGUUAAUAAACCUCACCUGGUGAUUCCAAUCAGAGAAACGAGAAAGGUCAGCACGCACCUCCCCAAAAUCCCCAAGCAGCCUCUGAUGAUUGAGCCUUCACUACAUCCCUUCCUGAGACAGUUUGGUCAUGACAGUGACAUGACAGAACAUGUGAUGUCAUCAAGUCCUCUCCCUCCAAUCAGAACUUCUUCAGAGAGAGAUGGAGACACCACCAUGGGGCAGGAUCGGGAAUCCAGCAGAGUGCAUGAAUUAUCGGAGGAGGAGAUUGAUUUUGGCUCUGAAGCAGCCCCUGAGUCCGUCUUCAUGACGCAGGUGGACGAUCAGGUGGAUCACCUGCGCUGCACCAGCUCAGGCACCACCCACGAGGAACAAGAUGUGGAUUUCAACCAGAACCUAGAACAUCUGGAUAUUCCAGAGAAGUUCCGGGGUUAUGAGGAGUUCUACGACGUGAAGACCGACCCUGAUUUUAUAGAACCAAGCGGUAUACAGAACAAUGUCCGCGCUUUGGAGUACGCACUGAGGCGCCUGCAUGUGCACCACGACUGUAAGCCUAUACUGGGCAGCAAUCAGAAGCCGUACAUCCCUCAGGAAAGCCAGCGUGAGAAAGAUCUUCAUCCAGUAUCCUGGAAGAGUAAGAAAGAGGUCUUUGCAGAUGUCCUAACGAGUAUGAGAGAACGGCGCCAUCUGGUGGAGGUUCCUCUGGAAUCUGCCUUGGAGAAGAAUAAAAGCAGCCGAGAACACAAAGAGGCGAGGCGUUUGAUGAAAGAUCUUCAUCAGAGAUACGACUUCUUCCAAUCUGAAGCCGUGAAAUUUGCCGCUGAGCUGGAAGGCGAACUUAGAGACACGGCCAAGGAACUGCUAGAGGCUCAGGGAAAACUAGGACACUGGAACAUCCAACAUGGACUGAGACAUAAACCAAAGAGCCCCCCCAAGUGACCACUCAGCGUGUGUACACCAUGGAGGUAGCCAUACUGGGUGACCCUCUAGGCAGCCAUUCCAUUGGCUAGGAAUUGAUGGUCUCAUUAUGGUAGGAGACCAAUUCAUGGGCUGGAUAGUGUCUUUAUCACCAUAACACUUCCAAGCUGUUUGGAGAGACGCGCACAGCACACCCAAGAACAAAAAUUGUACUAUAUUGCAGAUUACCAGUCUUUAGAUGUUGUGGUUGCCCUUUUUUUGGGGCUUUUCUUCCCUUUAUUUUUACCCAGUAAUCCUGCCAUUAACACACUACCUGUGCCAGGGUGAGGUGACAACGCUCACUCGCUGUACCGUAUCUGUGGAGGAGCAGGGUUGUCACCCUAGGAGAAGUUCUGUAAUUCAUUGAAGUAGCCCCGUGCAGGUCUGAUAAGACAUGUUGUUGGCUUACUACAGGACAUUAGGCACUUACUAGGCAGGAUCAGCAGAUAUAUUAUGCACCUGUUCAACAGAUAUAAAAUCUAUUUUAAAAUGUAAUAGACCAAAAGGGAGCAAAUAGGAGAAGUCUAUUGUUAGGAUUUACAUACAGCGAUCAACCAAAACAUUAAGACCACCCACCAUAACCCAUCGAAACAUGGCCUCCACUAGACCUCUGAAGGUAUGAUGUGGCAUCUGGCACCAAGCUGCCAGUAGCAGAUCCUUUAAGUUGUGACGUGUGUCCUCCAAGGAUCAGCAUUGUUCUUCCAGUACACCCCACAGAUGCUUGAUUAUAUUGAGAUCUGUGGGAAACAUUAAGACCACCCACCAUAACCCAUCGAAACAUGGCCUCCACUAGACCUCUGAAGGUAUGAUGUGGCAUCUGGCACCAAGCUGCCAGUAGCUGAUCCUUUAAGUUGUGACGUGUGUCCUCCAAGAAUCGGAAAUGUUCUUCCAGUACACCCCAUAGAUGCUUGAUUAUAUUGAGAUCUGGAAACAUUAAGACCACCCACCAUAAC
This is a messenger RNA of Rana temporaria (common frog), 3287 nucleotides long. It is a transcript of the gene XRRA1, whose product is annotated as X-ray radiation resistance associated 1. The transcript has 18 exons. The record is from RefSeq and is a predicted model, not a curated record. Gene Ontology annotation, cellular component: nucleus. NCBI's taxonomy places the organism in Eukaryota, Metazoa, Chordata, Amphibia, Anura, Ranidae. Bases 70 to 2316 code for a protein of 748 amino acids. Gene Ontology annotation, molecular function: protein binding.